Molecule: messenger RNA, 4228 nt
Organism: Exserohilum turcica Et28A
Lineage: Eukaryota; Fungi; Ascomycota; Dothideomycetes; Pleosporales; Pleosporaceae
Exons: 2
Coding region: 33-3950 (1305 amino acids)
Biological process (GO): signal transduction; regulation of GTPase activity
Cellular component (GO): cytoplasm
Molecular function (GO): phosphatidylinositol binding
Source: RefSeq, a predicted model, not a curated record
CGCAAGACACAAGCACGGCCAAUCCCCCAGACAUGGCCGCCCUCAUGGCCGCCGCCGGCUCGCCAGAGGCCGCCAUGAUGGCCUUGUGGAAGGAGAAGCAGAGCGUCUCGAGCCACAACGCACAGCUCUGGCGCCUCGUCGAAAAGCAGCGCUCCAUGAUCAUUGGCCUGCAAAAGGACCUGGAGCGCGCAUUGAAAGACAAAGACCGCUACCGCAAAAAAUUCAAGGAGUAUGUCGACCAGGUCCCGCCGGGCCCUGGCUCGCUGCAAAAGUCGGACACAUUCAACUCGGUCAUGGAGCACGAGCCCGGCGAGUCGCCCGUCACCAGCGAACGUCCCGACGACGCUGCGAAGCCCAGCGACGCAAAAGCCGAAGACAACAGAAUAUCCCCAUUGACGCAAGAGCACCCUGCACCGCGCCUGGUGCCCGACUCGCAACUCGCGACAUCGCCCUCUCAUUCCACCGCGUCCAACCCUACUUCAGCCGUGCACUCGCCCACAGACUUUGCGCAGCCCCUGGCUAUCGCCAGCCAAGGCCUCGGCCUCGACAACAUCGUGCUCCAGCCCAGUGAUGCUGCGCAGCCGCCACCACAACUGCCAAAUCCUACGACACCACCGCGAAAAGCGGCAGAUGCGACGCUUGCGCCAAACCAGUCGCAGCUUCACCCGCCCGAGAUCUCUCUCAUCCAAGCCACCCCUGUCAUCGGCGGCGAGGGCUUCGAGUCGUCUCCACGGAAGCCUGCACAACCUUUGCGCAAGGCCCCGCCAGCUCCCCUCAAUCUCUCCAAACCCACGACCACGAGCGCCCACCUCCACCAGGCUGUGCAUGGCGAUGAUGUCGACUCCGACUACGACGACACAUUGGAGGUGGACGAGAUACCUGUGGUGGAACGGGGAAGGAGAAAGACACGCGAGGAAGACGAUCGAGUGCGCGAGGCCCUAUACCUGAAAGAAGAGGAAGCUCGAAGCAAGUCCAAGAAGAAAAGCAGCGAAAGCAAGAGCCAGCAGGCGAUACCAUCUGAAACUCCGGAUAGCCAUGAGCCUCAGGCUGUCCCUGCAUCAUUGUCGCCACGUCAGAUUAAUGCUUUCCAGUCGGGCCUACCACUCUCCCCCCGACAUCCUCCUGCCAACUCCAUAAAUGCCCUCCUCAGUCCCACAAACUCGGAUAGUUCAAUGAUGGCCAAUCGAAGCGUCGCGUCGCCUCUGCUGAGUCCUGGCCUGCCGUCCAGCCCCCGCCCCGGGGACAGACCUCUCGGGUCGCCUCUACCCAGGAAUCCCAAGUCGGCACUGGCAUCACCACCCAUGUCGCCCAGCGCUAUGAAUGUCUCUGCGCCGCGAGUCGCACACCCAACCGGCCCACUUCCGCCAAACACGCCUCUGUCCUACCAGUCACCGUCGGUAAACCAAAAUCAGAAGAAUACCCAGUCCGCCAAGGACGUAUCUGCGGGUCUCCUGACCGUGCCAGGGGCGCAAUCCAGCCCAGAUUCAACGUCGAGCAGCCCGACCUUGAACGACAUCCCCGAUUCGGAACACGUCUACCGCGGCCUGGUUUCCGAUCAGUAUCCAGGACUUUUGCUCCCUCCCAACGCCCUUCCUUCCAUCCAGGUCAAGGUAUUUUCGUCUCGCCUCCGGCCAUCUCGCUUGAGUUUUUUGAUGCCACGACCCCAAGAGGAGGACCCAGUCUUUAUCCUCGCAGUCUACGCACGCUCGGACAACAAACAACUAUGGCGCGUGGAGAAGACAAUUGCUACAUUGCCCACCCUGGAUGCUCAACUGAGAUCUCUGUGUGACUUUCCAGGAAAACUUCCCGAUCGUGCUCUGUUUGGAGGCCAUGCUCCCGCCAAGAUCGAUGCUCGAAGAGUUGCUCUCAAUCAGUACUUUGACCAUGUUCUGGAAGCCCCCACGGAUGAAAAGACUGCCCGCAUUGUCUGUGAGUAUCUGUCUGCCGAUGUGAUUGGUGCACAAGCUGGCGACAGGUUAGCCCCUGAGCCCACGCCAGGCCCCACUCUGUCUGCCCCAAAGACACAGCGCAAGGAAGGUUAUCUUACGAAGCGUGGCAAAAACUUUGGAGGCUGGAAGGCCCGUUUCUUCGUCCUGGAUGGAUCCGAGUUCAGGUACUACGAAAGCGAAGGUGGUGCUCACCUGGGCACCAUCAAGCUGCAGAAUGCGCAGAUUGGAAAACAGUCACAGCAACAGUCGACCCAGUCGCCACAGCGAAAGGAUGACUCCGAGGACAACCAAUAUCGCCAUGCCUUUCUCAUUCUGGAGCCAAAGCGAAAGGACUCUUCAAGCCUGGUUCGCCAUGUCUUGUGUGCUGAAAACGACGAAGAGCGAGAUGCCUGGGUUGAAGCUCUUCUGCACCACGUUGAUAUUCAGGACGAAUCUUCGCCCACCGAGAUUCGUGCUCCUCCAACAACGCGUCUUCAGAAGCAACAAACCAGCCAAGAUUCUGCGCGCUCCCAACGGAAAGAAAGCCCUGACGUGACGGAGCAGGAUCGUCUCCAAGGUCUCAGCUAUGAGGACACGGUGCCAGCUCAAGCCCCAAUCCGCGGGCCCAACCAUCGUGAUGCCCUGGGAGAGAAGCCCUCGCGAGGAUCGCCCCGAGAAGCACACUUUGUGCAAGACAGUCUAAGCCACUUUCCCACCAUUUCUGGUCCAAGCAAUGGAACCCCCAUCAAGGAUUCCGAGAAUUGGGGCGCUAGACUAACGCCAGCCCUCACAACGGCCAAGGACAAGAAGCGUAGCAUAUUCGGGUUCCGAGGCCGUGGCGGCUCGUCUGAUCUGGCACCUGUGCACAUCAACAAUCCCCUGCAAAUACCCGUUGAGCAACGGCUGCCCCCGAACCGCAGCAUAUUCGGCAUCCCGCUUAUGGAAGCUGUCGAAUAUACACAGCCUGUCGGCAUCAACGUUGCUCUGCCUGCGGUCGUCUACCGGUGUCUGGAAUACCUUCGGGCCAAGAGGGCGAUAAGUGAAGAGGGCAUCUUUAGGCUUAGUGGGUCUAACAUUGUCAUCAAAGGCCUACGCGAUCGCUUCAACAAUGAAGGAGACAUUAAGCUUUUGGAUGGCCAAUACUACGACGUUCACGCUGUUGCUUCGUUGUUGAAACUCUAUCUACGAGAACUCCCGUCGUCGAUUCUCACUCGAGAACUGCACCUUGACUUUCUCAAGGUUCUUGACAUGGAUGAGCGAAGCAAAAAGAUUCAAAGCUUUAAUGUCCUUGUGCAUAAACUCCCUCGACCCAACUUUGAGCUGCUUCGGCACUUGUCGUCGUUCCUGAUUGAAAUUGUCGAUAAUUCCAUGGUCAACAAGAUGACUGUGCGCAAUGUUGGGAUUGUAUUCGCGCCUACGCUCAACAUUCCAGCACCAUUGAUUUCCUUCUUCUUGACAGACUUUAGUGACAUUUACGGCGUCGCUCUCGACGAAGCCAGCUCUCCAAUCCAUGAGAUCCGAAACAACACAUCGUCCCUAGGCGAUGAGGCCGUUCGCUCUCCGCGUCGGCAGAUGUUCUCUGAUCUUCCGACGCCUGCUUACAACGAGACAAGCUUUCAGCAGCGAGUGGACCGGCCACAGCAUCAACCGAGCAGCAGUGCGCCAAACUAUGCUCCGCCACAGCCUCCACAUCAGCAGCAGCAUCAACAGCAGCACCACCACCACCACCACCAACCGCACGCUAGCUAUGACGCUGGGUUUAUUGGAAUGCGGCCUAGCUACGAGGCUCCAGCUUACGAGCAGGCAUACCGGGCUGGGGAGGGGUAUGGCAGUCUGAACGGCGCAGUGCAGACUGGCGGCGCUCGGGAGCAACGACAGCGAAAGCGAGAGAGUGGGAUGCUGCUCAUGAACAUGGGCAUGGGCGGGCAUCGCAAGGGGUCGGGCAGUUCGAACCAAUCCGGCCAUCGCGGGCACUACCAACAAAACCCUUUAAUGGUUCAGGAAGAGACGGCAUUUGACUGAGCAAGCCUCUGGUUAGAUGGGGUACGAUGAUAGAUUACGAUCUACCAAUAUUUUGGCUAAUUUUUUGAUUUCUAAUCGAGAGCCACGGAUCGCAUCUCGCUGGCUUGUCGGAUGGGGUUCUUGGGGUAUUCUCAUUCGAAUGACUACUGGCGUUCUGAACAGGGGGAGUUUGCUGCAGCCAAGGUUGUGUCUGCGGUUGGUACAUGGCUACAAGUUUGGCGUCGGAGCGACGCCUUUUCUUUUCUUUUCCUUCGAUUGAGAUAUCCUGGUUAUUUUUU